Condylostylus longicornis is the source of this 4053-nucleotide messenger RNA. RefSeq names its product mucin-4 (gene CHES-1-like). Gene Ontology annotation, molecular function: cis-regulatory region sequence-specific DNA binding; DNA-binding transcription factor activity. Bases 251 to 3595 code for a protein of 1114 amino acids. Lineage: Eukaryota; Metazoa; Arthropoda; Insecta; Diptera; Dolichopodidae. Gene Ontology annotation, cellular component: nucleus. Gene Ontology annotation, biological process: regulation of DNA-templated transcription. The record is from RefSeq and is a predicted model, not a curated record. The transcript is spliced from 8 exons.
UUCUAAGUGCAAUUAAUAAAAAAAAAAAAGUAAUAUAAAAAAUAAAAAAACUAUUUAAAAAUAUCAAUUUAUAUUUGUAAAAAGAAAAAAAAAAUAAAUUUUUUUAAAUAAGAAAAUUAGAACAUGAAUUUAUGCAUAUAUUCAUAUGUAUAUGUAAAUAACAAAAUAUAUAUUUAAUAAUAGGAAUCAGUAAAAAAUUAAAGCAAAAAAAAAAAAAAACAAAAAAUUUAUUUUAACGACGAGAACCUUAAUGUCACUAGAACAAGGAGUUAAAAUUUCAAAUGCUAUUAAUACGGCUACAAAGGGAACUACUAAGUUAUCUAAAAUUUCGGAAUAUAAUAAAAGUAUGGUUCUAUCAGCAAUGCCCUUAGAUCAAAGUAAGAUUGUAGUUCAACAGUCAACUGUAGGAUCUCGUUUAACAGCAAUAACAAAUUCACAACAUACGUUACAACAACAACAACAAUUGACUAAUGGAAAUAUUGUAACUAAUUUCUCUCAAUUCAGUAGAAAUCCUCAAAAAAUAAUUGCAACUGGACUAAGUCAACCAAGUAGUAUGUCCACUACACAGAACGUUUCACAAGUAACGGCGAUGCAUUCUAGCUUGCAAUCAAAUCAUUCUAUCUCGCAAUCUACAUCUAAUCAACAGCAUUCAAUUUCUAAAAUUGUGGGAAGUACUUCAUCACCACAAUCACAAUCAAAAUUUGUUUUCUUUCAGCAAAAUGGCAAUGUACAUUAUGCAUCUAAUGAAGCGUUCAUUACAACCAGUUCUGCGUCACCAAAUAGCGUGGGGAACAUUGUAAUAGUUGCUACUGAACCGAUGGAUCUAAAUAAUGCUGACAACUUAUCGGGCUCUAUUUUGCACACUGCAAACGGAUCUGUUAUUCAAACGAGACCUAAUUUGAUAACAAAUGGAGAUGAAGAUUUGACCUCAUUGACUUGGCUGCAAGAUAAAAACCUAAUAAAAGGUAUUGUGUCUCGUAACAAUUCUAAUAGAAAUGUGCACAACAUUCAGUCCCCUACCAAAUUAUCAAAUCGAAGUAUAUCGCCGUCAACGGAACUCGUCGAGGAAACGGUUGUUCAUAAUGAAACAGGUGCAGAACUUAAUCUAGAUUCGUCAAAACAGCUCCAAACAAAUUCAAAUAUUUUAAACAAUGAAUCUUCAUAUCAAAAAGUUAUAACAUCACAAUCGAAUAAUAAAUCGAUUAUGCAACAUCAACAUCUGGGCUUUUCGCCAAAUCCUCGUCAAGUACAAGUGACCCCACAAAAUCAUGCUUUUAUUUCGUCACAAUUUUCAAAUAAUAUUGGUGGUCGCACCAAUAAAAGCCAAAUAUUAGCACCAGUGUCUUCUUCUUUUAUAACAACAUCAGCAUCUAUGAUUCCUGAACGCAUUACUAAUAAUUUAUCAAAUGUUGGGACAACAACCACCGUACAUGUAGGUCCAAGUGGUACCACUACUGUUGUUGAAUACAAGAACAAGGCAAACUAUAUAUCAUCAAAUUCCAAGCCGUAUUCAAAUGAAAUACAUCCUUCGAAUAUAUCAAAUUAUAGCCAAAAUGCUGUAAAUCCUAUAAAGAAUCAAUUAGUUUCAAAUAAUACUUUGCAACAAAAUAACCAAGUCGUGACUUCUAAUGUGUCUCCGAAUGCUUUACAAUCACUUACAGAAUCUUCGAAUAAGCAAAAUGCAUGCAAUAAUGUUGUAAAUCAACCACAGACAAUUUCACAAUCGACAACCCAUCAUCCCCACAAAAAAUAUCUGCGGGAGCAGAUGAGCGGCCGUGAACAAAGUAAAAUAACAAGUAAUAUUAGCCAGCCUAGUUUAAGUUAUCAGCAGAACAAUAAUGUAGAAUCACGAUGCAAUACCGGCAUCGAAAGCAUUAAUGAAACAACUAAAUUAUCAGCUGUUUGUGCUUCAGAUGUUGUAAACUAUUCGGGUGAUAGGAAAAAUAUCUCAAUAAUCAACAAAGUUCCCACAAAUAGCACCAACAAUUCUUCACAUAAAGAAUUUGUCCUUCCUAGCAGCGAUUAUACCAAUACAGUUUUUUCUGAGAAUUUAGGGACACCUUGUUCGACCCAAAUUAUAUACAAGGAAUAUGACACGGAAUCUGCUAAGGAUAUAAGCAAAAGAAGUAACAUAGUAGUUUCUAAUAAAAACUCAACCAUUUCGACCAAGGAACAAGCAUUAAAUUCUUUAACUAUACCCCUGCAAAGCCCAAAGCAAAAACAUCCAAAUAACAUACCAUAUGAUCCCAAGACCCAUGCUAAUGCAAAGCCUCCAUACAGUUUCAGUUCUUUAAUAUUUAUGGCAAUUGAAGAUUCAUCAGAAAAAGCUCUACCUGUCAAAGAAAUUUAUGCUUGGAUUGUACAACACUUUCCAUACUUUAAGACAGCGCCAACAGGCUGGAAAAAUAGUGUUCGGCACAACUUAUCUUUAAAUAAAAGUUUUUUAAAAGUUGAAAAAGCACCAAACAUGGGAAAGGGAUCUCUUUGGCGUGUAGAGCAACAUCAAAGGCCAAACUUAAUUCAAGCUCUAACUCGAUCUCCAUUUUACCCAUGCCCAGCCGUAGAUAAAUUGUCAAAUUACAAAAAUUCAAUAAAUGAAAAGGAAGUAACCAAUGAAUCAUAUAAUAUGAAUGAUUUAGAAAGUCCACCAACAACCCCAGUAAAAUCUAACCUUGAUGCUAAACUUUUCCCAAAGUUAUCUAAAUUAAUGAAGGAAAUGGGAAAUGUCCAAAAUGAAAUUAAUUCAACUUUUCCUGAAAAUGGAAUUGAGGUUGAGUCAUUGGAACAAAGUGAGUAUCAAUCAGAUUUGUCAUCUUACAGUCACAAUGUUAGUAGCAACAAUAGUAGUGUGGAUGGAUUUUUCCCUCAAAAGGGAAACUCAACCCCAAAUUAUGACAAUAUGGAGAAAUUAGCUAGAGACUGUGGAGCUGACAGCAUAGAUGACGUAAAUGCGGCGACUGCGAUGCUUGCUUUGAAGCAUGGUUCAAAAAUUUUUAAUGCUGAUAAUUUUAGUAAUGGAACUCCAGUAAUUACAAAUUCACCAAGCGCGGAUCAUACAUAUUCUGCUGGCAAUAGUAACAGCCCAAAUGAAGUAAAUAAUGGCAAUUGCAGUAAUAGUAUAAGUUUCGAUAUCGGAAUUAAAAACGGAAGUGACAAUAUAAGUACAUGUGCCUCAUCGGAUGCAGCAUAUGAGAGUAGCGAUGAAAGUCAUAAUCUUACACCGGAUGAGUUAGAACAUCAACGUCGUGUAGAAGGAGUUGAUGCUCUUCUGUCCCUUUCAUCUAUUUAUUCCCAAUCAACAAUAUCCAAUGGUAAUUUAAAACGUCCAGCCAUUGAAUUCAUUGAAGAACGUGGACCUUAUUUAGAAAAUAUCCCGCAUAUGAAUGGUAAAAACAUUUUAUCCACAAAUAGUGUUGACGAAGGUUACAAUACCCAAGGGAAUUAUAGUCAUAUAACAUUUUCAGCAACUCCUAUCUCACUGAUAAAUGUAGUAACACCUACAACAUCAGGUCCACCACUUCCAAAAAAAAUGAGAUCUUCACGUUUACGUGCUAAAAUAAAACAAAUUAAACGUAAGACAGCUUCUUUAAGAUAACAAUGCUAAAUGAAAAUUUAUAACUUUUUCAUUUUGUUAUAUGUAUACAUAGUGGAAAUUAUUUAUAAUAAAAUUAAUCGCACAGUUUAUAAAAAAUAAUUAAAAAAGGAAAUUGUUGAUUUAGAAAGCAAUUUAUAUAGGUAUUCGGUGAGUGGUAUUUCAAACAUUUGUAGGCAAAAAUUGUGCUUAUUUUUAAAAUUUUUUUUCUUUUGUUAUGUUUUCUAAAUAAAAUAUUUUUAAGAAUUGAAAAAUUUGAAUUAAUCCUUAGCUUAUUGGAAAGUGCUUUCUCUUUAUUUUUUAGAUAAUAAUAUGCUAAGUUCUAACAAUAUCUUGAUCAAGCUAAGUCAUUGUAAUAAAAUAUAAAAGAUUAACGUAAUUUCAUUCAAUAGUUUUAAAUACCAUUCAUUGAAUUUUCUAUGUCUAUACAUUUAAAAUAUGCCGUAUAUGUGUAUGUAAUU